Polistes canadensis is the source of this 1794-nucleotide messenger RNA. It is a transcript of the gene Tsen2, whose product is annotated as tRNA-splicing endonuclease subunit Sen2. Lineage: Eukaryota; Metazoa; Arthropoda; Insecta; Hymenoptera; Vespidae. Gene Ontology annotation, biological process: tRNA splicing, via endonucleolytic cleavage and ligation; tRNA-type intron splice site recognition and cleavage. The coding region runs from base 219 to 1538 and encodes 439 amino acids. The transcript is spliced from 6 exons. The record is from RefSeq and is a predicted model, not a curated record. Gene Ontology annotation, molecular function: nucleic acid binding; tRNA-intron lyase activity. Gene Ontology annotation, cellular component: tRNA-intron endonuclease complex.
AUAUUUUGUCCACACCUGUCGCUAUAGUCUCUUCUGCUUCGAGUGAUAGUAUAAGAAUAACACUUUAUAGCAUUUAAUAUUUUUCUUUCACGAAAAAGAUAUUAUUUGACAGAUACUUUACAAAAGGUAAAACAUAAACUACAAAUUUUUUUGUAUUGGUAUUGUUAUUUCAUCGUUUAAUAUGUGAAUGAAGAGACAUAAAUCAAAACAGACACAACAUGAAUUUACGUGAGCCAAAAAAAAAGAAAGGAUCAAAAGCAGUGUAUAAAUCUUCCAUACCAAUUACAUUAGAUAAAGGAGAAUGGAUUGUUUAUACCGCUCAUCUUACAGAUUCCGGAUCUUGCAUUAAUAAUCCGGAUGAAAUUGCAACAGUUCAUUCCAUGGGGUUUUAUGGUAAAGGGUCUUUAUCACGAGGUUAUCCAACAUUUGGAAGAGCUCGAUAUAAUGCACCACCUAUAAUCAGAAAUAGACAAUGGGUCCGUCGACAAGCAUGGUUACAAGAAAUUGAAAUACUUGGUAGCGCUGCCAAUACAUCAAAUCAAUUUGUAGAUGUAGAAGAAAAACAAGAACCAACCAAUAAUGAAAAGAAAUCAGAAGAAUCAGAUAUCAUGGAUAUUGAUGUAAAUGUAUCUAACAUUACGGCAAAUGAAGACAGUAACAAGCAAAUAUUCAAUGAUAAUGAAUUCUGUGAAAUAGUUCCUUCCUCUUCCGAAGAAGAUAUAUGCAUAAUUGUUAACAAAGAGUCUGAAAAGAACAUUGACAAAACAGUUAAAGAAAGCGAUGAAACAAUUUCAAAAGAUGAAUCUAUUGAUUUCGAUAAUUCAGAUUAUUGUGAUUCGGUAACAACAAAUACACUUAACGAAAGUGACAAAUCUGAUGUACAAAAACAGUUAUUAGUUCUACCAGACAGCGACUCAGAGGUAGAAAAUUAUCUGGAAAAUGUCAAACCAAGAAUUGAAAUGGAAAGUUUUCCAGUUAUGGAAUCCUUACAUAUGUCUUUUGAAGAAACAUUUUUCCUUAUGUUCGCUUUAGAUUGUCUACAACUAAUACAUUUUGAUGGUUCUUUAAUGGAUAUUCAUAGCGCUUGGUUCUAUUUUUGUGAAGAAGAUAAAAAUUUUAUACAAAAAUAUGUUGUAUACCAUUAUUUUCGAAGCAAGGGUUGGGUUGUUAAAUCAGGCCUUAAAUAUGGAGGAGAUUUUUUAUUGUACAAGCAAGGGCCAUCGUUUUAUCAUGCCUCUUAUAUAGUUAUAAUAGAUGUUGUGGAUGCAGAUUCAUUAACUACAAUUCCUAGUAAAUCUUCUCGAAAGACGAGCUGGAGUAAUUUAAUUGGAUUAGAUCGUUUAUCUGAAUGCGCUGCCAAGGAAAUAUUAUUUGCCCAAGUUUUGUGGCCUUCAUCGAUCUCUUUAAAUUCUGGUCCAUCGAAUCCACAUAUGUUAUCUGAAUUCACAGUAAGAGAAUUAUUAUGGAGGCGAUGGAACCCAAAACAUAAUCAAGAUGUAAUGAUCGUAGAAGAAGAAGAGGACGAAGAUUCGUGUUAAGAUUAGUUUUUAUGUCAUUUAAAAAAGUAAAAAUCUAUAUUUUCCAUCUCAUUUAUUUCUUAUAAAUUAAACUUUGUACUUCAUUAAAAUAUCAUAAAUAGUCUAUGAAUGAAUUCAAAAUUCAUUAAUUAACUUUAUUUAGCGUUAAUAAAAUAAUAAGUUUAUAACUAAUUAGAACUACAUAUCUUUUAAAGUUGUAUUUCAAUACGAUUACAAAUAAUUUAAUACUAUCUAUUUACAAUCCUGAAGGAUCAAA